AUGACUAUGCCAAAAGCGCAAACAAGCGUUGAAGGAGAACAGGUGCUUAACGAAGUAUCUUCCAUAGCGAUCAAAACGAAUCAGCGAGCGCCGUCACCUUCCGAACUUAAUAGCAUUGACUAUCAGGAAGUGCUGCGAAUAGAAGAAGCAGUAACAUGUUCGUCGUCGGAUUCGUCUUACAACUUGACAGUUGUACGAAAUUUUCUCGAAGAGCUUAUAAGCAGAGUGCAGAGCUCACUGAGCAAGACUGCGGUGAGUUGGGAAUCGGUUCAAAAACGUUUCUAUGACAUGAUGACUGGCGACGACUGUCCAGACCUUGACUUACUUAGCCGAUACCAACUAAUAAUGCACUUCUUCCAGUAUUCACUUGAUGAGAAGGUGUGUUCAUGA
Messenger RNA from Cooperia oncophora, 390 nucleotides. Lineage: Eukaryota; Metazoa; Nematoda; Chromadorea; Rhabditida; Trichostrongylidae. The record is from the annotation of a GenBank genome assembly.